GUCGAUCGCGAACGAAACUAUAAAGUUGUUUUCUUCUUAAUGUAGGCCAGAUAUUUCGUUCAUUUGCGCUGACUCCAAUAUUUUACUUUUCACUGCACUGCGCUGUCAUCGUUUAAUUUCAUCACCAUGAAUCGCGCCACCGAGCCAAGAGACCGUUACAAUCUCCGCAAGGCCCUGGCCCUCAUGGAAAGGGAUAUCAAAUUACUCAGAGAGACAGACACCCAUGUUCUUGAUCAGGGUAUCAUGAAACGGUACAAAGUCCGAGCAUUACCGCUAAGUCUCAAUGCUCAAGACGCUCGCGCACCCAAGUUUUUCACCCCUUUCGUUCCAGAAAACAUGCCGGAACCUACGGCGGAGUAUGUCGACCACGAGUACAACACAUCUUCUACGCUGUCACCAGGCGAAUGGGGAUGGUCUAUCUACCUUUACCUUGACGCGUAUAUCCACAAGCUACUGGUCAAAUAUCCUGAGGUUUGGCGGACGUGGUCGUGUAAGCAGGUGGGAGAUUAUGAUUUCGGAGACCUCUACCGAACUUUCGACCCUAAAUUCGGAUCGCUGGCGAUCUGGCAUGUUUUAGAGUCCUCAAGGCCGCAUAUCAAGUGCAUCAUGCACAACAACCUCGACUCUGAUGACAACUACCUCCUCCGUGGGGAGGUGUUAACUGUCAUCCGCAUUAUGCUGGGCCAACUGAAGCAGAAGAUCUUUGUAAAUGAUAUGAUCGCACCGGUUCUACUAUUUUCGUUGAAUCGACGGCGUCCACGCGUCAUUGAGGCAUACUUUGAUGGACAGGAGCUGGUAGUACGCCGCACUGAACCCUAUGAUUUUCAAUAUUUGAACACAGAAGGGUUCAAAACAUUUGCGCAAUGGUUCCUUGGAGAUCCCAUCGGCGAUACAUCAAAAUGGGCAGUCCGGACUUGAUGCGCCGGUCAGAUGAUGCAAGAUAUUGGAUUAUGAUGUUUUCAUGGUUUGAUGAUUUGUAUGGAAGUGAAACAGUUCUUCAUAGUUAUUGUGCUCAAUGUUCUUCUUGGUGUGAUCUAUAGCCAUAGCAUAGCAAUC
Molecule: messenger RNA, 1056 nt
Organism: Aspergillus neoniger CBS 115656
Lineage: Eukaryota; Fungi; Ascomycota; Eurotiomycetes; Eurotiales; Aspergillaceae
Exons: 3
Coding region: 127-918 (263 amino acids)
Source: RefSeq, a predicted model, not a curated record